CUCAUGAAUCUCAAGCAGACCAAGUCGGCUUCUGCUUAUACAGUUAGGUUCAAGCAACUCUCAGCGCAACUCCCGUGGAAAGAUAAGAAUCUUAUGAAGCAUUAUUACAAGGAACUCAAGGAUAAUAUUAAAGAUGAAAUCUCCAAGCAAGAUUAG
Cryphonectria parasitica EP155 is the source of this 156-nucleotide messenger RNA. RefSeq lists its product as uncharacterized. The record is from RefSeq and is a predicted model, not a curated record. The transcript has a single exon. The annotation marks the transcript as partial. NCBI's taxonomy places the organism in Eukaryota, Fungi, Ascomycota, Sordariomycetes, Diaporthales, Cryphonectriaceae.